CUUUAAAAUAGUUUUAUGUGCCACUCCCACUCCACGAUUCCCACUCAGCUGUUACUGUAAAUCGCUCCCAGUCUCCACAUGGCGCUAUCCAUUCCCAGAUCCCGCGCAGGAGGACUCGAUUGUUGCCAUGAAUCGGACUGAUGACCACCUCGUCCGUCACCUGUGAGCAGCUUGUUGCGCAGCUGCUAUUUCCCACCUCCUCUGUGGUCCAUCGCCGCAGCCAGACAGUCGCUAUUUCACUACGACGAAACGCUGUAGCUGCUGAUCUGAGUCUCAGCGCCUGGAGGUAUUUUCUGUCUCUCAGGGAGGACAGCUGGAUGACUUUCUGUGAGCGACCAACUUUUUUUUUUUUUUUUUUAAAGAGAUGCAGCCGAACGCCGCGGCCUUGUGGGAUCAUCUCCCUCACCUUCCUGUUUGGGUUUUACAUGAAGUACGACAAGUCUGAAUUCAACGAGCCUCAUUAAUAUGAGAAGAGGGGCAGGGGAUGCGAGUCAUGAGCUGGACGCGUCCUUUCCACGGACUGGACUGGAGCCAUAGCCUAUUCUAUCUGACUUUACUACUGUGGACCAGGCGCAUGAACGGACUGGCUGAUUUUUCAAAUUACCUUUCAAGGAUCAUCACCAGCCAGUCUGCUCACGCCUGUGACGGGACACCACUGAGACUCCACUGUCCUCGCCACUCCACCAUCUCCAUCCAGUCGGCCUUCUACGGGAGUGGUGAGGUCCGGCUGUGCACGGAGGACCCCGCAUCUGGACCCGGCAACCACAGCUGCUCAGCUUUAACCGCUCUACAGAAGCUCCUGUCUGAGUGUCAGAACCUCAGAGGCUGCCAACUACCAGUCAGUCACCUGCUGUUUGGGAAGGACCCAUGUCCUGGCAAGAACAAGUACCUCCAUGUGAAUUAUAAGUGCAAACCCUCUGAACACAAAACACAGGUGGUGUGCGAAGGAGAGACCAUGAUCUUGCGCUGCAAGACCCCCAAUGUGCUGAUCAUCUACGCAGCUGUCUACGGCCGAGGUCUGGGUCAGACUGACACCUGCCCCUCGCUCUCGGCAAGACCACCCCCAUUUGAGUGUCUGAACCACAACGCUGUGCAGGUCGUGUCCAAAUCCUGCUACAGCAAACAGAAGUGCGCCGUUACCGUUGGCAACCAGACCUUCAGGAACCCCUGCUUUCCAGGAACCAGGAAGUACCUCAGCGUGCUUUAUUCAUGUGUGCCAAAGUUUUUACUUAAAGAGGCAGACCCAAACAUACUGAGCUCCACCUCACUUCCUACUACAGAAAAAGUUCCUGCUGCAGAUCUGGAGUCAAAUAGGCCAAAUAGUUCUGGAGCAAUGAUGAGCAACUCUCUCCUGACCUACGCCUUCAUCAAAGAUCACCCAGAAAUGGCAGCGCUGCUUUUCACCUCCAGUGUGUGUGUGGGCCUGCUCUUCACACUGCUGGGUCUAUCUGUCCGAGUGACCUGCAGGGGGCGGCGGCGCAGAGAUCCCACAUUUGGAGCCAAGUCAAUCGGCCUGUCUCCCAACUGUUCUAAGCAGGAUGAUGAGGAGGAUGAAGCAGAAGAUGAUGACGACGACGAAGAAGAAACCGAGAGCUCUUUGCUCUCGACUGCAGAGAGGAAGGGGAUAAAAGGCUGGGAGGAAGUGACUUAUGUAAGCGAGGCGGCUGAGCUGGCGGAAAGGAUCGAGCGCAGAGACAUGAUCAUCCAGGAGAUUUGGAUGAACUCCUAUCUGAAUGGCAGCUCCUGCUGAAUAAAUUGUGUGGAUAUUUGUUCAGAUUCCUCACACUUCACAUUUCCAAAAAAAAA
Poecilia reticulata (guppy) is the source of this 1806-nucleotide messenger RNA. It is a transcript of the gene eva1c, whose product is annotated as eva-1 homolog C (C. elegans). The record is from RefSeq and is a predicted model, not a curated record. Gene Ontology annotation, molecular function: carbohydrate binding. NCBI's taxonomy places the organism in Eukaryota, Metazoa, Chordata, Actinopteri, Cyprinodontiformes, Poeciliidae.